Messenger RNA from Ectocarpus sp. CCAP 1310/34, 695 nucleotides. Lineage: Eukaryota; Phaeophyceae; Ectocarpales; Ectocarpaceae. The record is from the annotation of a GenBank genome assembly.
GAACAGGUCCACUCCAAGUACCACCUUUCACGCCCUCAAGUGGGGGGCAUGCAACGGGGAGGUCAACAUUUCGUUUUAUCGAAACGACUUCCUUGACACCACCACGAGGCGGAGCGCGUUUUGGGACGGGUUCUGUGACUCAAGAAACCCUAAACGGAACGCGCAGUGCGAUGUGUUCGCGGACGACGACACCCUUAAGGAGUACGACACGCUGAUUAUCAACAGCGGGGCACACCCUAGAUCCUUGGACGAGUACCGAGAGGCGAUGGAGACCGCAAGCAAAGAGAUAACGGCGUCCAUGAAACGUCUCCACGGAGAUGAUGCUCUUCUCAUCGUGAGAAACACCCCACCAGGGCACGGCGUAACAUGCACCGAAAGGACGUUUGACGGGCCCGUUGAUGUUGAUACCGCCAUCGACUUGGUCGCGAGCGGACCUCACCAGUACCAGUGGGGCCGCUUCCCGGAAUACAAUGCCAUUCUCGAAGAGGCCUUUCUGGGCAACGCUACGGAUGGAUGGAAGGAACUGGACGCCUAUACCCCGACCUUGCUUCGUCCCGACUUCCAUUUGGGGGGAGACGAGAACCCGGACUGCCUACACUACUGUAUUCCAGGGCCAAUAGAUCACUGGGUUCGACUACUGUACAGUAUGUUGUUGGCCAAAGGGCAUCAAUAGAAUAGGUUGGGGGCGCGACAAU